Molecule: messenger RNA, 2349 nt
Organism: Parascedosporium putredinis
Lineage: Eukaryota; Fungi; Ascomycota; Sordariomycetes; Microascales; Microascaceae
Source: the annotation of a GenBank genome assembly
AUGCUGCGUGCAAAGCCCGCCGAACCUCGCCAAGCUAACCUGUCUCCCGCUUCGCCCGAGGUCAUCUCGUCGCUCAUCACCAGCUUGUCGGUCAUCUCCAAGCCUGCGAGCAACCAUUUCGAGGGCCCCGCAGUCAACCUCUCUGCCCCUGGGUCGCCCCGUCAAGGAAGUUUUGGCGUCGACUACGGCGCCUACUCUCAACCCUCUCACGACGAAGAGUUCCCCCAGGGCCUCUCCCUCGACGAACUCGCGGCCAGCCCCCGUCAUCCGAACCGCGAAGCCGCCGUCGGGGUUCUCGCCCCUCACCGCUCCCAAGUCGCCCUCCCACGAACCGAGCGGCUUCAAAUCUUUCCUGAGGACCGCGUCCCGACCAUCAUCCAAGGCCCGGCCAGCGCCUCGCGUCCUGACCCCUUCCUUGCCGAAACCCCCAUCACCGAAGAAUCCCACGAGGCUCCGAGGAGAGACCUGGGCCCCAACGAGGCUGACGGCGCCCGGGUCCAAGAGGGGCUCGGUAAGAAAUUCACGCUCAAGCGGGAUAGCGAUGCUCCCUCCGACACGAUUCACGAAGGCGUGGAACACUCACGCGCCAGGGGCACAGCCACUGAUAAGCCGUUGCCCGUGCUGAACAGGGACCCCGAAGUCACUGUCCUCAAGCAUCCCGCCCCUCAAAACCUGACUACGACAACCAUCACCCGAGACUUCCCGUCGUCGUCAUCGUCGCCCACCCCCGCGAAACCGCAGAGACCGCACGCGCCCCACUAUCGCUCACCGAGCAACAGCCGACUCGAGGGCAUCAACAUCCACCCGCAUAGCGGCGACGAACCCGAAAACGAUGAUUUUGCCCCAUUCCCCUCGGUCGCCCAAGGCAGGAGGCGCGACGCGAGCUAUGACCGUGGACGAAGGCGGUCGGGUCAGCUCACGCCGGAUCCUCUGGAGGGUAUGGGUAUCAAGCCCAAGAGGAGUAACUCCAAGCUAAAGCGGGCAUCGGGAGCUCUCAGCCCUCGGGCGAGCGAGGACAGAUAUGGCGGUAACCGCAGCCGGCUGAGCUCGCCGGAGCCUAGCCCUGGGCUCCCCGGCUAUGAACGGCCGCGAAGCGCUGAUUCGAUUGACGAUGCCGUCGAGUCGUAUCUCUGCUCACCCAGGCUGUCGCAAAAGAUUCGGCAUCCGCAGACAGGGCGAGUCAUCUCCUUCUCCGAGGUGGGAGAUUCCGAAGGCUCGGCCGUGUUCUGCUGCGUGGGCAUGGGCUUGACGCGAUACAUCACGGCCUUUUAUGAUGAGCUCGCUCUCACACUGAAGCUGCGUCUCAUCACCCCGGACCGACCUGGUGUCGGGGACAGUGAGGCAUACGCUGAUGGCACGGCAACACCUCUCAGCUGGCCUGAUGACGUAUACGCUAUUUGCCAGGCCCUCAAGAUCAACAAGUUUUCAAUUCUGGCCCAUUCCGCGGGCGCUAUUUAUGCGCUGGCCACGGCGCUGCGCAUGCCUCAGCACAUCCGGGGACGAAUCCACCUCUUGGCGCCGUGGAUUCCGCCGUCCCAGAUGAAUGUCUUUGGAACCUCGCAGACACAGCCGCCUACCAAUGCUAUCCCCACUUCCCAGCGCAUCCUCAGGGCACUCCCAACGCCGAUUCUCAAGGCGGCCAACAGCUCCUUCAUGUCGGCAACGAGUAGCUCGAUCACCAGCUCGCUGCCAAAGAACCCCCGUAGGAGCAAGAGGAAGUCGACGAACAGCGCAACCCGCACCGACGCGCCAACUCUGACGGGGUCGCAGCAGCUCCACGGACUUGCGAACCAAGACAAGGAGAACUUUGGCCAUAAUGGGCCGAAAACGGGGACGAAUUCCGAUCUCCCCAGUCUACCGAUGGCUACGGAGAACAUGGACCUUGUCAAGCCGGAGGGACCCCAGGGUGCUCGAAUCAAGCCGACAGACAGGGCAGUGAUCAACAUGGCGACGAAUGCCGUGGCGGAUAAGGAGAGGCAAAUGACAUACGACACCCGCCUCACACACGCUAUUUGGGAGCUCGCGACGACGGGUGCUAACCCCGCCGUUGACUUGCUGGUGUGCCUGGAGCGACGACACACGAUUGGGUUCCGCUACGUUGAUAUCACGCGGCCGGUGGUGAUCCACCACGGCAGCCGAGACACACGUGUCCCCGUGGAGAACGUGCGAUGGCUAGGCAAGACGAUGCGACGAUGCGAGGUUCGCGUGCUUGAGGGCGAAGGCCACGGGUUGAUGGCCAGCGCGACGGUGAUGGGAUCGGUGCUCAUGGAGAUUAGCAAAGAGUGGGAGGACUGGAUGCGCGUCACGGGGACAUCGAGGACAAGAAGCGGGGAUAGGGGAGGCGGAUAG